Molecule: messenger RNA, 1062 nt
Organism: Helianthus annuus (common sunflower)
Lineage: Eukaryota; Viridiplantae; Streptophyta; Magnoliopsida; Asterales; Asteraceae
Product: LOB domain-containing protein 36
Exons: 1
Coding region: 114-1001 (295 amino acids)
Source: RefSeq, a predicted model, not a curated record
AUUCUUUUUACGAUCUUGAAUUUUAGUUCUUUUUAGGAUGUUGAAUUUCAGUUUUCAAAUUUCAUGAAAUUUUGAAGGUAGCAAGAGGAGUAGUGAGCAAAACAAAUUUAAAAAUGUCGUCUCCGUGUGCUGCUUGUAAGACUUUGCGCCGUAAAUGUAUCAACGAAUGCGUGUUUGCACCAUACUUCCCACCAGACCAGCCUCAUAGAUUCGAGAGCGUACACAGAGUCUACGGAGCUAGCAAUGUUGCAAAAAUACUCAGCGAUCUUCCUGAAGCCGAUAGAGUAGAAGCUGUUACUUCCCUUGUAUAUGAGGCAGAGGCACGGCUAAAGGACCCAAUAUACGGUUGUGUGGGCUCAGUCUCUAUUCUCCAGCACAAGUUAAAGCAAAUCAACACUGAGAUACAAGCCGCCAAACAAGAAUUGGCUACCUACAUUGGACCAUCGGCCAUGAACACUGGGUUUAUGCCGCAGUUUCCCAACCAGCAUCCUUUGGUAGUUCCUGUUAUAACUUGUAACUCGGAGCGGAUGUUGGGGACUUCUUCUGAUGCUCAACAUUUGGUUGGAUCUGGUAGAGAGCAAGACAUGUUAAGGAAUUUUGAGCACCAUCCACACCAACGAAUACGACAUCAGCAGCCGACGAUGGCGCUUAAUAGAUGUUUUGAUGGUACUGGCGGUCUGCAUAAUCGACAACAAUUAUACGAGGCUCAGCAACAACAAUUGGUUGAGGAGCAAGAUAUGUUAAGGAAAAUGGAGCACCAACAUCAACAGGCGUCCAUGGAACAAUUGAUGCGUAAGAGACGUUUUGAUGGUGCUGGACCUUCGCAUCAGGCAACACAUAGUGGCUCGUAUGAUUGUAAUGUGUAUCGGUCAUCACAGCUGCAGUCGCAUCCACAACAACAGGAUCUUCAUCUACAACAUCAACUCUUGCUCCAGCAACAAUCGCAGCCGCAGCCAGAUCAUGGAGAUGGUAGCGAGGAGCGUAGCAGCGUUGAUCCGUGAUGAAAAUCAGGUUAUGAUCAUUCUUUUUUCAGUUAGUUUUUCAUAGAGUCGAGCAACAGUC